Messenger RNA from Yarrowia lipolytica CLIB122, 1365 nucleotides. RefSeq lists its product as uncharacterized. The record is from RefSeq and is a predicted model, not a curated record. Lineage: Eukaryota; Fungi; Ascomycota; Dipodascomycetes; Dipodascales. Gene Ontology annotation, cellular component: transcription export complex 2. Gene Ontology annotation, molecular function: RNA binding; double-stranded DNA binding. Gene Ontology annotation, biological process: transcription elongation by RNA polymerase II; poly(A)+ mRNA export from nucleus; post-transcriptional tethering of RNA polymerase II gene DNA at nuclear periphery.
AUGGUACAGCAACUGCUAACACGACUGGCAGGACUCACGAAUGACGAAUCGAUAGAUCCAGCUGUCCAAUCCGAGAAGUUGGCAGAACUGUUCACGCCGCUACUUCUCAACCCCAACACUGCCGCACUACAGGUCUCGAUACAGAACUGGACUGAUGAACAGGUCUCGAAAUCUGUCGAGCAGGCCCACCUGUUUGAUGGAGGAUGGGGUGGUUUCGAGCAGUUUGUGGAGAGCUACAUCCGAUUGGUUCGUGACUUCGAUUCGCUCAGCGAGUCCAACUCUUUUGAUCUGGUAGUCAGCACCUUUACAGACUUGCAAGUGGCAUUCUCCUCAGCCCGUGGAGUUUGCUUAACCCACACCGUCGCGCUAUGGGCACGAAAGGUGGUUGGAGGAGCUUUCCAGUACGAUAAUGAGCACAACCUAGCUCAAACUACAGCCACGACGGAAUAUCCAACAUCUGAAUACAUUGCUACACCAUUAUUGCGACUUUUCAACACAACGCGAACGGAGCGGAGUGAUAUGGAGUUCACUAGGAAGAGCAUAAUUUUGCAUUUAGCAUGCUUGCUCUGUCGAGUAUAUUUCCACAUUCGACAGCCUACUUUGUGUGCCAACGUGUUUUCCAACAUGUCUACGGCAGGCAUCCGACUCAGUGCAUACCCCAAAUCGCAACAAGUUGAAUACCGAUUCUACCUCGGCAAAUUUUACUGGCUCAAGUCGCAGUUAAAAAAUGCGUACUUACACUUGUACUGGUCCUGGGACAAAUGCUACACACAGUCAACCAAUAAGAGACUCAUUCUCAAGCACCUCGUUGCUGUUUCUUUGCUUCUGGGUAUAAUUCCUACAAGAGAACUGCUACAGCAAUUCAACCUCGACAACAUUUAUGGGGAAAUGGUGGUGGCACUAAAGCAUGGAAAUCACACCAGGUUUUACGCUGCUCUUGAAAACGCACGCGACUGGUUCAUUGAUAGAGAUCUCUAUGUUCUUCUGAAGUCACGAGCCUUCACGUUGCUUGAUCGAGGGUCUCUCAAGGUCAUAUAUGAGUGGUCAGUCGCACAAGGAAAUCCUGCCAUCGACUACGGGACCGUUGCAAGAGGUCUUGAUUUUGCUACACAAAACGGUGGUUACGCACAGCAAGUCCUGGCUCCUCAAAUGAUGGGAGGAGGUAGUGCCAAAUUGACCUCGACGCAGGUAGAAGCGAUUCUUGUGGCUCUCAUUGACCAAGGGUUUAUCAAGGGAAAACUUCAAGCUACGGGCCAACGACUCAUCCAUGCGAAAGCGAACGUAUUCCCGCCAGUGUGUGUUGUUUUGGGAUCACGCCAGAGCUCAUUGAAGCUGAAGGAUGAUGAACACUGGAUGGAGUCAUAG